Rodentolepis nana is the source of this 972-nucleotide messenger RNA. Lineage: Eukaryota; Metazoa; Platyhelminthes; Cestoda; Cyclophyllidea; Hymenolepididae. The record is from the annotation of a GenBank genome assembly.
AUGAAUAAAAGUGAAGUCCUUGCAUGCUCUUUUGAGUCCUGGUAUCCCAAAUUUAAAGAAAAUACCAUUAAAAGGUAUUUUAUUGUCAAAUGCUCCAUUAGUCCUUCCAAAAAAGUAAUGCUUCAUAAUGAUUUAAGAUUGUAUCCUAGUGCUGUUUCAGUUGUAGCUGAGCGAGAUGAAUUUUCGGAUGAUUCUGAUGAGAAAUCCUGGUCAGAUGAAGAGGAAGGAGAAGAGCUGGAAGAAACGUUUUUUCCUGAAUUUGAAGAAAAUGUGAAUAAGAUUAUUGAAGAUUUAAAUGGGGAAGUAUUUCCCAAAUUCAAUUGGAGUUCUCCGAAAGAUGCAGCCUGGAUAAAUUUCGGGUCUACCCUCAAAUGCACUAAGGCUAGUGAUGUCCUUGUCCUGCUUAAAGCAUCUGAUUUUGUUGGCUAUGAUAUCUACAAACCCUUCUUCCACUGUACUAAACCAAAUGAAAAGGACUCAACACAUCCCAUAAAGUUGGUUCUUCGUCAGUGGUAUCCAAUCAGGCCUGAUGGUGAAUUUCGCUGCUUCAUUCGCUCUAAUCAUUUAGUCGCUAUCUGCCAACGUCACUAUGAUUCCUACUACAAUUUUAUCGAGACCGAAAAGAAUAAUAUCAAGGAAGCAAUCAGCAAAUUUUUCGAGCGAAAUGUCAAAGGAAGGUUUCCACUUGAAAAUUAUGUAAUGGAUGUUUACGUCAACUAUAAGUUCAAGUCUUCCAAAUGUGUGAUAUUGAUUGACUUCAACGUAUAUGGUCCACCUACUGACGGGUUGUUGUUUGAGUUUGAUGAGGUAGACAAACUUCCCCUUGACAAUGAUGUGGAAUUUCGUUGGCAAAAGGAUAAGACCCUGCGAUCUGGUGUCUUCUCUCAGUACAAACUCCCGAUUGACUUGGUCGAUAUUUCCGCCGGUAAUGAUCCCGAAAAACUUAUGGAUCUAAUACAAGCGGUAAGCUAA